This is a messenger RNA of Arabidopsis arenosa, 1280 nucleotides long. The record is from the annotation of a GenBank genome assembly. NCBI's taxonomy places the organism in Eukaryota, Viridiplantae, Streptophyta, Magnoliopsida, Brassicales, Brassicaceae.
AUUGUUUCUAACAAUCAAAAUCAUGUCCGAUGGAUACAACAAUUCGAAGAAGACAGAUGAUAUUUGCGAAGAUGUUUGUGGACAGGGAUCAAAAGCAGCAAAAACAAUCUCAAGGCUUAAAUGUGUUCUUAAAGGUUUUGACUUAAGAACAUACUUGUUUCUCUUUGUGUUGAUGCCAUUUGGUAUCUUAGCAAUUUAUUUACAUGGUCAAAAGUUCACUUAUUUCUUUAGACCUCUUUGGGAAUCACCUCCAAAGCCGUUUCAGACCAUUCCUCAUUACUAUAAUGAGAAUGUAACAAUGGAAGCUCUCUGUAGUCUUCAUGGUUGGGGAACUAGAGAAUCACCGAGACGGGUUUUCGACGCGGUUUUGUUUAGUAAUGAGAAGGAUCUUUUAACUGUUAGAUGGAAUGAGCUUUAUCCUUAUGUGACUCAGUUUGUGCUUCUUGAAUCGAAUUCGACGUUUACGGGUUUGCCUAAACCUUUGGUUUUUAAGAGUAAUAAGGAUCAGUUUAAGUAUGUGGAGCCGCGGCUUACUUAUGGGACGAUUGGUGGACGGUUUAGGAGAGGCGAGAAUCCGUUUGUUGAAGAAGCGUAUCAGCGAGUUGCGUUGGAUCAGUUGCUUAGAAUUGCUGGCAUUGAAGAGGAUGAUUUGUUGAUAAUGUCGGAUGUUGAUGAGAUUCCGAGUGCUCAUACGAUCAAUCUUUUGAGAUGGUGUGACGAUAUUCCUCCGGUUCUUCAUCUUCAGCUGAAGAAUUAUUUGUAUUCUUUCGAAUACUAUGUCGAUAGCAAAAGCUGGAGAGCGUCUAUACAUCGUUACACUCCAGGAAAAACGCGGUAUGCUCAUUUCCGUCAGAGCAAUGUCAUGCUAGCAGAUUCCGGAUGGCACUGCAGCUUCUGUUUCCGUUAUAUAAGCGAGUUUAUAUUCAAGAUGAAAGCUUACAGUCACUCGGACCGUGUCAGAUUCUCUCAUUACCUGAAUCCAAGGAGGAUUCAAGAUGUUAUUUGCAAAGGAACUGAUUUGUUUGAUAUGUUACCAGAGGAGUACACAUUCAAGGAGAUUAUCGGCAAAAUGGGACCUGUACCUCGGUCUUAUUCAGCUGUUCAUCUUCCAUCAUACCUACUGGAUAACGCCGAGCAGUACAAAUACUUGUUGCCCGGUAAUUGCAUAAGAGAAAAACAGACAGGGUUUAUAUAAUGAUUGCACUUAAAGUGUUCUUUCUUGUAUAGUUCUAAGCUUCAGGGCUUUUGCAUCAUUCUUGAGAUAAAAAGAGCAAAAUUUU